Molecule: messenger RNA, 333 nt
Organism: Colletotrichum higginsianum IMI 349063
Lineage: Eukaryota; Fungi; Ascomycota; Sordariomycetes; Glomerellales; Glomerellaceae
Exons: 2
Coding region: 1-333 (110 amino acids)
Source: RefSeq, a predicted model, not a curated record
AUGAAGUUUCUUCUCGUAACUCUGUUGGCAACGUUGGCAGCUGCCCUGCCAUCAGCACCCUUGACCGAGGACUCUCUCGAGGCUCGCCAGUUGCCCGUCGCCUGCGACUGUACCCUGCGUGUAUCGUCGUUGGUGUUUAGCGACAGAAUCCCCGUCGGACAAGGCCGUAUCCAGCGGAACAUGCGUGUGGUCAACGGCAACAACCAGUUCUGCAGCGUGACCUUUGAGCGCGGGAACAACAACAAGUGUAACCUGUUCAGGCAAGUUGCAGGACCCAGCGGCGGCGGAUGUACGCCGGCAUCCGGCAGCCUGGAGUGUCAUGAAGCGUUCUAG